AAAAUGGAUUUAGAAGCAUCUGUAGUUGAACGUUUACAAAAACUGAGACAGUGGCAGUUAGAACAACAGGAACGAUUAUUAAAACAGCAACAGAUACAAAGAGAAAUGUUAACUCAAAAACAAGAUAGUAUGUAUAAAGCACUUGAGCUAUCAAUACAAGAACUUGAUCUUAAUGAAGAUGCAUUAAAUAUAAAUAAUUCGAAUAAAGCUAUUAAAAUUACUGAUAAUAAUAAAAAUUUAAUUACAUUACAUGAUGAAUCAGAAAUACAAGUAAUAAAUAAUAACGAACUGUCUGUUAAUCAAAAUAUAAAUAAUAGUUUUGAAAACAUAAUUUCUCAGCAACAUUCUCCUAGAAAAAAGUUUAUUGAAGAUGCAAUUAAUAUUGAAAAUCAUAUAAAAAGACAUCCAAAAGAUAAAAUAAUGUCUAAUGUAAAAGAUAAAAUAAAUUUAAUAAUUUCUCCAAAAGAAGAAAAACAAAUAAAACAGUUUACUACAGAUGGAAUAGCACCACUACCACCUGAUAAAAUAGUUAUUAAUCAUAUUUGUAUUGAUGAUAUUCCAAUUCUUUCUCCUAAAAAAGAUUUUCAUACAUUACUUGAAGAAAAAUUGAAAAAUAGUGAAAAUGAACCUUCUGAAAAAUCUAUUGCUAGUUCAGAGAAUAAAGUUAAGAAACCAUUUCUAAAAAAAGGAGAAGGUUUAACUCGAUUUAAAUUAAAUCAACACAAACAACUUACUACGUCAAAAGCAAGAUCACAUACUGCUUUAUUCACUAGUAAUACACGAUUUGGUUCUAAAUGUUCUAAAAAUAAAAAUAAGUCCAAUAAAACUACAAAAUGUUUGAAGAAUGCACAAUUAUCAAAAGGUACACAUUGUACAAGUAUAGAACAAAAACAUUUAUGUUUACAAAAUAUUCCAUUGCCAAAGAAAAAGGUUUGUAGUAAAUCUGAUUCUAAUACUUCUACUAUUUAUUUGAAGGAUUAUGUUAAUGAAAUGAAAAAUACAAUUGAAUUAAAUACUCCAGAUUUUCAUUCUGGAACUCAAAAGGAAUUGGAAGAAGUAAGAAUAUUUGAAUUACUAGAAGAAAAAGCUGAGAAUUCUAGCUUUUGUUCCACAUCUAGUGCAGUUAUUGCUUUCUUACAACAAUCAACACCAUUUAAAGUAAAAAAUGCUGGAUAUAGAACAGAAAAUAAUAUGUGUAGUAUAAAACAGGUUACUCCAAUAAAUAAGAUACUUAAAGAACAAUCUGUUUUAAAGUCUAAUAAAUGUAUGAAGUCCAGUAAAGAUACUGGUACUCACUGUGAUUUUCUAGGUUUUAUGAAUCAAAAAAUCAUUCAUGAUAAUGAAAUGCUUUUACAAGAUAAAGAAAACAAUACAACAGAUGCAAAUGGAAACAAGUACAUGUUACUAAAAGAUCAGAUUCAAUCUACGUGUGAUAAACAAAACUUUUGUGAUGCCCUUGCCAUUGAAGAUGAUAACGAAGUAGAUGUUAGUCUUCAUGUUAGAUUCUCUGAAUAUAAUGAAUAUAAAACAAUUGGAUUAACAGAUACAUCAAGUAUAUCAACUGAAUCAUUAGUAACAACAAAUUUUUCAGAUGAAAAGGCUUGGAGUGAUUUUUCAACUCCAGAAAUAUCUACAAUAGAUUCAUCAAUACCAUUUAAAAUACCACAGUCUUGUGUAAUAAUGAAAAACAAAAUGCAAAAAUUAAAUUAUGAGACACAAAGCUGUCAAAAUAUAAAACAAAAUAAAUCUACUUGUAAUACAGAUAUACAUCAAUAUAAAGAUGAAUUAGAAUUAUCAAAUAUUGAGGAUCAAACUUCUAAUAAUGAAAUGAGUUCUUUAUGUAAAUAUAAUGAAAAUGAUUCAACAUCACGGAAAAGUGAUAACUCUUGUAAUAUUGAAACAUUUAAAAAAUAUACAAAAAAAUAUGAAAAUGGAAAAGAAAGUGAAUGUGGAAAUAAUUACAAUGAUGUAAUUGUAACUGAAGAUCAAGAAAAUAAAAAAGAAUUACAAGAAACAAACGGAUCCAUUUUUAAAUCAGAACUUUUAAAAAAUCGUUUACUAGAACUUGAGCAAGAAAUUAGUAUAUUUCGUAAAGAAAAUGCAGCUUUAUCUACACAACGUAAGAAAUUACAUGAAGAUUAUAAAAAUAUAUGUAAAGAGUAUGCACAAAAAGAAAAAAGUUUUGAAGAAAAUAGAAAACAUGUAGAAGAAUGCUUACAAGAAGAAAGAAAAAAACUAGCACGUGAAAAAGCUGCAUUAGAAAAUAGAAUGCGAGAUUCACAAGAAAAAGCUCAACAAAGUAAACUAGAAAGACAAGAAAUUCAAAAUUUAAAACAAGAAAUAGUAAAAUUAACAGAAGAGAUGCAUAUAAAGGAAAGUAGAUGGAAUGCAGCUCAAUCUAGACAUAAGUGUCAAAUGAGAAUAUUAAAAAUGGAAAAUUCAAAAUUAAAACAAGAAAUAGAAAGACUACAAAAUUUAAAGAAAAAUAAUGUUAGAAAUAAAGUAAAAUGUGGAAGUUCUACAAAUACAAGAGCAAUUCAUCAAAUUAAUAAACAGCUUAACAUGCAGUUUAAAAAGUCUCACAAAAUGAAUGAUGCUUUAUUAGAUGAUGAUCAAAAAUUGGUAGAAUCAAUGUUGGAAACAAUGGACACAGUUAAUAGUCACACUAUAGCAGAAGCAAAAGAAGAUAAUUAUAAUGAUAAUAACAAUAUAAUGAAUGAUAAAUCACAAAAAAGUCAAACUAUGGUAGAUGUCGUAAAAAAACGAAAUUUAUAUGAAAACUUAAUAAAAGAAGCAACAUUGGAUUUAACAGAAAUACAAGAGCAAUUUAAUACUUCUGAAAAUUUAAGUGAAUCUAAAUCAAUUCUAAAUAGUAAAUUAAAAAUAUUAGACAGUAAAACAAAUGUUAUAAAAGAUAAUUGUGAAAAAUCAUAUAAAGAAGGUGAUAUACCUUCUAAUCAUAACAGUACUGAUGACAAUAUUCAAUUAUAUAUGCAAAACAGUUAUAUAUGUUCUACAUUUCCUAUAGAACCAUGUGAUGGAAAGCGUAAAAAAGAUUUGAUAUUAAUAUCACCAAAUAAAUCAUCUAAUAAAUAUAUAGAAGAUACAUCUUUAUUUUGUCAAAAUAAAACUAAUAUAGACAAACAGAGUAUAAUUCAGAGCAAGCAUAGUGAUGGUUCUAUUGAAUAUCAAUUCCCAAAUGGAAAUAUUAAGAAGAUAUUUCCUGAUCAAGGUAUAACUAAAUUAAUAUAUUAUAAUGGAGAUAUUCGUGAAACUAAUAAAGAUGGAAAAAUAAAGUACUUUUAUGCUUCAACACAAACAUGGCAUACAACAAUGCCAGAUGGUUUAGAAAUCUUAGAAUUUGCAGAUGGCCAAGUAGAAAGACGAUCACACAAUGGUACAGUGGAAGUAUCAUUUCCAGAUGGCUCAUUACGAAUUUUAGAAUCAGAUGGUGUUGAAAAAUGGACAUUGCCAGAUGGAACAUUAAUUCAAAUUCUUACUAAUGGUGAAAGAAUUCUUACACUACCAAAUGGUCAACGUGAAAUACAUACUAAUUCUCAUAAGAGACGAGAAUAUCCUGAUGGUACUAUUAAACUAAUUUAUCUUGAUGGUACACAAGAAACACGUUAUUCAAAUGGUAGAAUACGUCUUAAAGAUAAAGAUGGUAAUCUCUUAAUGGAUUCCUAUCAAUAA
This is a messenger RNA of Eufriesea mexicana, 3693 nucleotides long. It is a transcript of the gene Sas-4, whose product is annotated as spindle assembly abnormal 4. Gene Ontology annotation, biological process: centriole elongation; cilium assembly. The coding region runs from base 4 to 3693 and encodes 1229 amino acids. Lineage: Eukaryota; Metazoa; Arthropoda; Insecta; Hymenoptera; Apidae. Gene Ontology annotation, cellular component: centrosome; centriole. Gene Ontology annotation, molecular function: tubulin binding. The record is from RefSeq and is a predicted model, not a curated record. The transcript is spliced from 3 exons.